UUUUUGUAUUUCUUUUCCUCAAUGCAGUUGCUAACGUCUUUCUCUGCUUGAUUUCAAUUUCUCACCGCUCGUACGGCUAGACGGAUCGCCAUCGCAACAAGAUACGUACGCUUACAGUCCAUUCUCCAGCCAGCAACGGAGUAGCUGCUCAUAGCAGGUCUCCAGUGCCUACACAGUACACCAUAGGACCCAAACCGGAAAAAUGGAUCAUCAGACGGACCAUGACACAGAGCGAGAUGUCCACAUCGCAGCACUGCCCGCCUUUCUGGAGAAUCUCGUGCGCGAGGGACAUUUCACGCACCAGCAGCACCACCGGAGCAGUGUUGCUGACCUAGACCGCUAUUUCGUUGGUCCACGAGAUCUGGAUAAGCAUACGAAAUGGCCCGCGUUUCUGCGGUUGCAUGGGAGCGUUUUCCCCAAGCUGAUCCUACCCUUGAUAUUUAUGGCAUGCUGGUCGACGUUGAUUACUUGUAUAUCUGCUUUCGUAUAUAACCUCGGAAUCGAUAAUAUCCUCCUGACAGUUCUCGGUUUCGUCGUCGGUCUUUCCUUGUCUCUCCGAAGUUCUACGGCAUAUGAGAGAUAUACUGAAGGACGAAAAUACUGGGCAUUGCUACUGCAAACCUCUCGUACACUUGCUCGUUUGAUAUGGGUCUCCAUAGCUGAACGGGAGGGAGAGCAUGGAAAAGACGAUUUGCUGGCAAAAGUGAGCUCGUUCAACCUGAUACUCGCGUUCGCCAUCGCCUUGAAACAUAAGUUAAGAUUUGAGCCUCAUGUGGCUUAUGAAGACCUCGUCCCUAUCGCGGGACAUUUGGACACAUUCGCCAAAAGCGCCCACGACUCAGAGUUGCUCAAACAUCCCAAAAAGUCGACCUGGAAAGCUGCAGGGGAAUACCUUGGAGUGUCCUUUGCUGAGUCGAACCCGAGGAAAUUGAUCAAGCGUUCCAAAAAGCCGCUUGGUAACCUGCCACUGGAAAUCCUCAACCACCUUGCCGCAUAUAUCCAGAUGAGCGUAGAGAACGGUACAUUGACUAGUCCUACUGUCCAGACGCAAGUCUACACUGCCCUUUCGCAGUUCACCGAAGUCUUGACGGGUACAGAGAGAGUUUUGAGCACCCCGCUUCCAGCUGCUUACACCAUUGCGAUCUCUCAAAUCUCCUGGAUCUAUGUCAUGGUCCUUCCAUUUCAGCUAUAUAACUCACUAAAAUGGAUUACCAUCCCGGGAACUAUCGUUGCCGCAUACAUCAUCCUUGGUCUUGCUGCUAUCGGCAAAGAAAUCGAAAAUCCGUUCGGUCACGAUGUCAAUGAUCUGCCUCUCGACAAUUACUGUACGCAGCUCGGUUCAGAAUUAGAUGUCAUUGCCGCCUCGCCCCCACCUAAAGGAGAGGAAUUCCUCUCCAGAAGCGAGAAUCUUGUCCUCUAUCCUCUGAGUUUCAGCGGGUACGCUGACUGGAGGGAGCGCAGCGUCGAGGAUAUCCGAGCUGCGUUGAGAAGCAAAGUGAUCGCCAACUCAGCCCGUACGCCCGGUCUAUCCAAAGCGUCAUCGAUGGUGGAUUUAUCAUUCCAUCACAGGGCCUCAAAGCAGGGCGCCUAAAUUUGAUAUUUCUUUUUGCUAGCGAUGCGGCCAGUCUGUCACAAGAUAUCUUGCUCUUCUUGCUUGCUUUCAAACGGAUCAAAAUUGCAUUAACGGAGUGGAUGUGUCUGAUUUCCGAGGUUAUUU
Paecilomyces variotii is the source of this 1717-nucleotide messenger RNA. Its product is annotated as UPF0187 domain membrane protein. The coding region runs from base 203 to 1591 and encodes 462 amino acids. NCBI's taxonomy places the organism in Eukaryota, Fungi, Ascomycota, Eurotiomycetes, Eurotiales, Thermoascaceae. The record is from RefSeq and is a predicted model, not a curated record. Gene Ontology annotation, molecular function: chloride channel activity. The transcript is spliced from 7 exons.